Lodderomyces jiufengensis is the source of this 801-nucleotide messenger RNA. RefSeq names its product putative tRNA acetyltransferase. The transcript has a single exon. Gene Ontology annotation, molecular function: RNA binding. Gene Ontology annotation, biological process: tRNA modification. NCBI's taxonomy places the organism in Eukaryota, Fungi, Ascomycota, Pichiomycetes, Serinales, Debaryomycetaceae. The record is from RefSeq and is a predicted model, not a curated record. Bases 1 to 801 code for a protein of 266 amino acids.
AUGGGUAAAAGAAAACAAAAUGAUGAUCAAAAACAACUGAUUAAUAAGAAAUUCAAAUUUAAUAAUACAUCAACAACAAUAGAUCCAAAUACUUCAGGAAUUUAUGCAACUUGUGCAAGACAUAAAGAAAAACAAGCUAUUGAUGAAUUAAUAUUAAUACUAUCUGAAAGAAUAAAUGAUUUUAAUGAAAUAGAAGAAGAAAUAAAAAGUAAUGAAAAUCAAAGUGAAUUAUCAAUUGAGGAUAAAAUCAAAGCAGAACUUUCAGAGUUAGAAGAAACUACAAAAAACAAAAAUUCAAAUCUACUACAACCAAGUAAAUUAGAUUGUGAAUGUGUUAUAUUUAUUAAAACUAAAAAACCAAUAGAUCCAGUAAAAUUAGUAACUGAUUUAUCAAAAGAAUGUUAUGAAUCAGGUAUAAAAAAUACAAGAUAUAUUCAAAAAUUAACUCCAAUAAGUGAUUCAUGUUCAGCAACUAGUGAAAAUCCAACAAUUCAAUUAAAAUUAUUAUCUGAAAAAAUUUUAAAACCUCAUUUUCAUAAUGAUCAAGAUCAAAAACCAAUUAAAUUUGCAAUUCAAGUAUCAAGAAAAAAUUUUAAUAUUUUGGAAUCAGAUGAAAUUAAAAAAAUAGUAGCUGAACUAAUUGGUAAAGAUUAUGGUCAUUCAGUUGAUUUAAAAAAUUAUGAUAAAUUAAUAAUUGUUGAAUGUUAUAAAACUAAUAUAGGAAUGAGUGUUGUUGAAGAUUAUCAAAAAUAUAGUAAAUUUAAUCUACAACAAAUUUAUGAUAAGUCAAUUAAUAAAUAA